UCCGAGUGCAGCCUCCCAGCUCCCCACCGGCCCCGGGGUCGGUCUCUCCUGACCUCUCGGUGAGCGAGGGAUUGCGAGCCAGGGAGGGAUGGGAUCUGCGGGAGCCUCUGCCAAGAGCUGGCUCCAGAUCCGCAGGCAGCUCUGGGCUGCAUUUCCCCUCCGGCGCGAAGAGGAGCUGGGGUGUCCGGGGUUCACUCCUCGCUGACACCGACCCCCCGAGACCCUCACCGGCACGUCGGGCCCCGCGGGGAGUCCCAUCUCUGUCCUCCCCUCCCGCCUUCGCUGAGCCCCAGCUCCUCGCCCGGAGGAAGGGUGCACGUUGUGGGCAUCUCCCAUCCACCGAAAUCUAUGAUCAGCUCGGUGUGUGUCUCCUCCUACCGUGGACGCAAGUCUGGGAACAAACCACCCUCCAAAACAUGCCUGAAGGAAGAGAUGGGCAAAGGGGAAGAGUCGGACAAGAUCACCAUCAACGUAGGUGGCACCCGGCAUGAGACCUACAAAAGCACCCUGCGGACUUUGCCGGGCACCCGCCUGGCCUGGCUGGCCGACCCCGAUGCCCAGAGCAACUUUGACUUUGAUGGCAAAAGCAACGAGUUCUUCUUCGACCGGCACCCCGGGAUCUUCUCCUACGUGCUCAACUACUACCGCACCGGGAAGCUGCACUGCCCCGCGGACAUCUGCGGGCCCCUCUUCGAGGAGGAGCUGACCUACUGGGGCAUCGACGAGACCGACGUGGAGCCCUGCUGCUGGAUGACCUACCGCCAGCACCGCGACGCCGAGGAGGCCCUGGACAUCUUUGAGAGUCCCGAGCCUGGCGGAGGGGCUGGUGGAGAGGAGCCUGAAGAGGAAGGGGGCAGGGAGAUGGCCCUUCAGCGCCUGGGCAUGGAUGACAGGCCCCCAGGGGCGGCAGGGGCGGCUGGAGGGGGUGGCUGCUGCCGGAACUGGCAGCCCAAGAUGUGGGCGCUCUUUGAGGAUCCCUACUCGUCCAAGGCGGCAAGGGUGGUUGCUUUCGCCUCGCUUUUCUUCAUCCUGGUCUCCAUCACAACCUUCUGCCUGGAGACACACGAGGCCUUCAACAUCGACGUCAACGUGACGGAGACCCUGGUGGUUGGCAACACCACGACGGUGCUGCUGACCCACAAAGUGGAGACGGAACCCAUCCUCACCUACAUCGAAGGGGUCUGCGUGCUGUGGUUUACCCUCGAGUUCCUGGUUCGCAUCAUCUGCUGCCCAGAUAAGCUUCUCUUCAUUAAAAACCUGCUCAACAUCAUUGACUUCGUGGCCAUCUUGCCCUUCUACCUGGAGGUGGGUCUCAGUGGCCUGUCCUCCAAAGCUGCCCGGGACGUGCUGGGCUUCCUGCGGGUGGUGCGCUUCGUCCGCAUCCUCCGGAUCUUCAAGCUGACGCGGCACUUUGUGGGUCUCCGGGUGCUGGGCCACACGCUGCGGGCCAGCACCAACGAAUUCCUGCUGCUCAUCAUCUUCCUCGCCUUGGGGGUCUUGAUUUUCGCCACCAUGAUCUACUACGCCGAACGGAUCGGAGCCAAGACGUCCGACCCCACCGGGAGUGACCACACUCACUUUAAGAACAUCCCCAUCGGCUUCUGGUGGGCCGUGGUGACGAUGACGACCCUGGGCUAUGGUGACAUGUACCCCAAGACCUGGUCGGGGAUGGUGGUGGGGGCCCUGUGCGCCCUGGCCGGGGUGCUGACCAUCGCCAUGCCCGUGCCCGUCAUCGUCAAUAACUUUGGGAUGUACUAUUCCUUGGCCAUGGCCAAGCAGAAGCUGCCAAAGAAGAAGAAAAAGCAUAUACCCCGUCCGGCCCCGCUGGACUCCCCCACCUACGGCAAAUCCGAGGAGAACUCGCCCCGGAACAGCACCCAGAGCGACACCUGCCCACUGGCAGUAGAGGAGGGGGCGACUGAGCGGAAACGGUCAGACUCCAAGCAGAACGGCGAGGCCAACGUGGUGCUGUCGGACGAGGAGCAGCCGCUGUCCCCGACGGACGAGGAGAAGCGGCCGAUGCGGCGCUCCAGCACCCGGGACAAGAACAAGAAAUCCUCCACGUGCUUCCUGCUGGCCACGGGGGACUUCUCCUGUGCAGCAGACGGAGGCAUCCAGAAAGAUUCCUGCCAGGACACCCUCGCUUCCAGCUACCCCCAGGGUGAGGUGGUCACCUUCUCCUGAGCCCCAGCUGGACGCAGGCACUGCCCUGGCGAGGGAUGCCUUCCCCAGGGGAUGCCCUCCCCAGGGGAUGCCUUCCCCAAGGUGAAGGAGGCUCUUCCUGGGGCCAAGGGAUGCUCUUCCUAAGGCUAAAGGAUGCAUUCCCCCAGGGCUGCUCUCCCCAAAGCCCAGGGAUGCUUUCCCUCAGGCUGGGACAUGCAUUCCUCCAGGGAUGCUCUCCCCAGGGCCAAGGGAUGCUCUUCCCAAGGGAGAUGCUCUCCCCAAGGCUGAGGGAUGUCCUCCCCAAAGCCCAGGGAUGCUGUCCCCAAGGCUGGGACAUGCAUUCCUCCAGGGCUGCUCUUCCCAAGGAGCUUUCUCUCCCCAGAGCUCCAGCUCCAUCCCCGGGGGGUUGGCAGCUGGGUCCCCCCGAGUGGUGUCACAGAGCAGCAGGGCAGGGAGGGAGGUUGGGGACAGCCCCAUUCCCCUUCCUGGUGCCAGCCCUGCCACGGCCACGCUGCCCCUGCACCCCCUGGGCUGCCCCCUCCCCUUGCCCACGCUUCUGGCUGCACCUCACCCUCCACCUCUGGAGAUCCAGCUGCUCACCAGGACAUCUCUGCCCGUGGCUGCGCCCGUGCCCUGACCCCUCCAUCGUCACACGGCCACUGGGAACCUCCUCCAGGCCCUGGAGGCUGCCAAAGGCUCC
Messenger RNA from Onychostruthus taczanowskii (white-rumped snowfinch), 2863 nucleotides. It is a transcript of the gene KCNC4, whose product is annotated as potassium voltage-gated channel subfamily C member 4. Bases 349 to 2184 code for a protein of 611 amino acids. Lineage: Eukaryota; Metazoa; Chordata; Aves; Passeriformes; Passeridae. Gene Ontology annotation, biological process: potassium ion transmembrane transport; protein homooligomerization. Gene Ontology annotation, cellular component: dendrite membrane; voltage-gated potassium channel complex; axon. Gene Ontology annotation, molecular function: protein binding; delayed rectifier potassium channel activity. The transcript has 5 exons. The record is from RefSeq and is a predicted model, not a curated record.